Molecule: messenger RNA, 1919 nt
Organism: Branchiostoma floridae (Florida lancelet)
Lineage: Eukaryota; Metazoa; Chordata; Leptocardii; Amphioxiformes; Branchiostomatidae
Product: low-density lipoprotein receptor-related protein 12-like
Exons: 6
Coding region: 391-1137 (248 amino acids)
Molecular function (GO): protein binding
Source: RefSeq, a predicted model, not a curated record
UUGGAGAUUAUUACCCUAUCUAGUGCCAACACCAUGUAUUGUUAAUGUACUAUUAGAUACAGGCAAAAUUGAUAUAGAUAUAGGUAUAAUGGUAUAAUCUAUUCAUAACCAGCCCAGAUUUACAUCAAGUCGAUAUAUCAGACUAUGAAAGCAGAAAAGCUACAAUAACAAUGCUUUAAAUUUUUUAUUAGUUCAGUAAAUGCUGUAUACAAUUUCUUGUUGGAAAGCAGAAUACUGCAAAAGUAACGGGUAACAUUAAAAUCAAGACCCCACCCCCCCUUCAUGUUAGUAUCUUCCCUUGUCACAUGCCCAUGACUUCCGCUAGUGGUGACUUUUAAUCCACUUCCUCCCACUGUACCCAAAACCUUGUGGUGGCUACAAGAAGCCAACAUGAAGUGGAAAACGCCCGCCAUUUUUGUCUUCUGCGUUUGGGUUACGACAUCGCUGGCUGUAGAGUAUAUGACGGACCACUGCGGUGAAGUGUUGCCGGUGGCGGGAGGAGGCGUGCUUGUGUCCCAGCCUGAGGACCAGUACUCCGGGGGGACGGACUGUCAGCUUACCCUGUCCGCGCACUCUGGCAACUACAUCCACGUCACAGUUCACACGAUGUCAAUUAAUUGUAAUGGAGACAGUCUCUCCAUAUAUCGCGGCAGGAGCGUCGCACUUUUCGAGUUGUUGGGCAGCCCAAUUUGCGGCACGUCGCAAAUUGCCUUCACCACGGAGGAAGGAGGGUAUUUCUCCUCUACCAACAAACUGACGUUACACUUCGUCUCCGACAGCAGUAGCUCUCCGAAAGGGUCUGGGUUUAACAUCACCUAUGCUGAGUAUAACACGAGUCCCUGCAGUUCGGCGGAGUUCCCGUGCAGUAAUGCCCGCUGUAUCUCCGCGGACCUAACCUGCGACAUGCACGAUCACUGCGGAGACGGUUCAGAUGAGACCGGCUGCACGAAUGGAAGUAACUCCCAUCUCAGUGCGGGCAAGAUUGUCGGAAUCAUAGUGGGAGUGAUAAUUGUCGUGAUCUUCUUCGCCACUGCUCUAGCUUACUUCACUUGUUUUCGCAGACAUGAUGAUAGUCAAAGUAGCAAGUCGCCGGCUGUGGUGUAUUCUACCCGACAGUACCGUGGGCAAAGAGUCUGAUGCACAACUGCGAGCAAGGGCACCAUCACCAAACCUUACUGUAUCGUUAGAAAAUUCAUUCAACAGAAAAUUUUCCCAAACUUUUAGUUUCAUCAAUAAGACAGUUUGUUAUCACUUAUCAAUUGUAUUUUAGAUAUGUCCGUUUUUUUUAUUAUUGGCAUCAUGUGUUAUAUCAUUUGUUAUUGUCACACCUUUGUGCAAUGAGCACCGAUACUAUUCAAUUUAUAAUUUGAUAACGGAAAUAUGAUUAAGUUUCCGGUACAUGUUGCCGGUGGUCGUGAAAUUAUGUAUAUGUAAGGCAAGGUAUGGAAAGUCACAUUGAAAUAGUUGUGCGUGGUGUUUAAAGUAAAAAUGACGCGGUGGACUGAACUGAAACUGGUUUUACAAACGUACAUGAUGACGAAAAGCACCGACUGUUUUGUACUGAAUCUUAAUCUUCAUAUGAUAUCUAAUUCGAUACUUCUAGUUCGACAAACAGUAGGAAUUUCAUCGGAAACAAGAACUAAGGUGCGCGGGCCGGGCAAGUGCCAUGUAAUUAUAUGGAUAACAUCGUAUGGAAACCCCAAAACUGAUGCGAGCGAGCGAAUAAAAAAGAAUUUGGCAAAAAAAAAAAGUCUUCAUUAUGAAAUCCAAGUUAUCAGGAAGGUUUAACAGAUGACUAAACACGCGGAGUAGGGGGAGGUCCCGUGUUGGAAGGGGUGCCUUGAGCAUGUAAACAGCCGCAUUAUUCAGCUUGAGUACCUACUAUACUAGCUGUAAUAAUACACCAAGGUAAAUAAUAU